AUGGAAGUGAUGAGCGCACCCACACCGUCUCGCCAUACGCCUUUUCUGCAAGAACUACAGAUUCCUUCCGUUCCAAUACCUAUUCCUGUCCGGCGAAAGGCUGCAGAUCCCCCACCCCGUUCUCCCGAACGGAAGCAUUCCUCGUCAGACCUUCUUUUCGAGAUGUCUCCUCUAUCACCCGAGAACGCGCCGCUAUCUCGCUUCACCUCUUUGCACCAAGCAUCCGGGAACUUGUCUCAACGCAGACUCAAUACACUCCUUCCGCUUGCCGUUGAAAGGGACGCUGAUUCCUCAGAGACUCGGCUUCCAUAUAGCCAUGAGCCAUUCUUGUACUCGAUUCCUAGGAUACCCCUUCGUUUACCCAAUUCACAUGGUUGUUCGCAAUUGGAAGUUUCCUCCCCUCUACAGUCGAAUUCGAUAUCACCGAUGGGAACAUUGGCAAAGGAUACAUCGUACAAUCCGAAGCGUAGCCCAUCACGUUCUGCAUCGUGUUCAUCACUGUCGACAUCAGUAUCCGUAGGUCACCACCCCGUUCAUCACUUCUCUGAUGCGUCUGUACGUUUGGAUAACAAAAAUAUCCUUACAUCCGCGUUUCAAAGCUCCAUCUCGUCUGGCGGAUAUCUGUCACCUUCUUCGUAUGUGGAUCAUGACAUGGGGCCUCCCAAAAUGCCAUUGUCCGAAAGCUCGCAGAAGCGACGGGGUAUCAUUCGAUCUGCUCGAGGGUUUCCGGCCGAGCAAGACAAAAGCUUAGGUAGUGGAAGAUAUCCAAAUAGUAUCAUGCAAACCACUGCUGCUGCUCCCGUCCUUUCUUUCGCGCAUGUGGAGUUGAACGGUCUCUCUACCGAUGGCGUGUGCGUUAGGGAGUCGACGCGGGUGACAAGGCACAAGUCGCCACCCGCGAGGCCAGGUUCUCCUUAUCAAGUUGUUCGGGGAAGGAAGAGCUCAAUACGUCGAGAGCGCGGUUUGCGAUUGAGCGACGAGGAAUUGAGUAGAUCACUCAAGUAUGAUGGGUCCAAAUUUGGUCUGGAGAAAUACCUCCCAACAGCGUUCCCUCAUCGCAUCGUUAAGGAUGAGAAUACUGCCACUGGGCUUUUGGUAGAGGAGAGAGAGAGGGGCCGCACGAGGAGUCGAGCUCGUGGUGGUUUGCGCGGUUGAAAAGAACGUUUUCGGCGUUCACCAGUAUGCACCUUAUGACGCUCAGCAAAAAUUUACGACCCUGCAUGCAGUUUCAUGAUUUCCUUUAUUAUUCCCCUUCUGUUCAAAUGGACUCUCAUCGCAUCGUUUCUUACGUCUUCAUCUGCAUCUGGCUUGGUCGCUUUCGUUUCUCUAGCUUUUUCUUUUCGGAUUUGCAUGCAUCUCUUCUCACGCACGGACAACUCACCGCUCUCUGCUUUGUUCAAUGUUCAUGUCCGUUAGCAGCAUUUUUUCGUUCUGUGCCAUGUUCGCAUUCGCUACGAUUUUCUGUGCAGUCGAUCUUCCUGCGUUUCAUGAUUUCACCGUAUUCAUUCGUUCUACAUAUCCCAAGCAAUCCACCUUCUGUCAUCAUUGCCUCAGCAUUGUCCACUCAUUCAUUCCUUUCUCGUCUCAGUUCACCAUUUUGGAAGCAUCAUACCUCUCAUCAUACAUAUUCGCAAUUCUCACCAUCCAUCGUCAACAAUUCAGCAACCUUGCAUCAUUAUUUUAUUUCAUUUCACGCAUCACAGUGUUCCUAAUGGUAGACCUCCUUCGCAGAUUUAACCAAUUCAAGUCGUAGUAGAUCGAAAGUAGAGUACAGCGGCACACACCGCCUUUGAGCAAUGUCAGCACAAAAUAUAUCGGUUUUUAGGUGUUAUAAUAUAAAGUUCACAGGCAGCUGUGUGCCUAUACGUC
Messenger RNA from Somion occarium, 1869 nucleotides. NCBI's taxonomy places the organism in Eukaryota, Fungi, Basidiomycota, Agaricomycetes, Polyporales, Cerrenaceae. The record is from the annotation of a GenBank genome assembly.